Molecule: messenger RNA, 528 nt
Organism: Perca flavescens (yellow perch)
Lineage: Eukaryota; Metazoa; Chordata; Actinopteri; Perciformes; Percidae
Product: gamma-crystallin M2-like
Exons: 3
Coding region: 1-528 (175 amino acids)
Biological process (GO): lens development in camera-type eye; visual perception
Molecular function (GO): structural constituent of eye lens
Source: RefSeq, a predicted model, not a curated record
AUGAGUAAGAUCACAUUUUACGAGGACAGGAACUACCAGGGUCGCUCCUAUGAGUGCGACAUCGACUGCCCUGACAUGCAUCCCCACUUCAGCCGCUGCAACUCCAUCAAGGUGGAGAGCGGCUGCUGGGUGCUGUAUGAGAAGCCCAACUACACCGGCUACCAGUAUGUCCUGACCAGGGGCGAUUACCCAGACUACCAGCGCUGGAUGGGCUACAACGACACCAUCCGCUCCUGUCGUACUUUCUCCUAUACCAGCGAGGGCCCUUACCGCAUGCGCAUCUACGAGCGUCCCAACCUCCAGGGUCAGAUGAUGGAGUUCAGCGAUGACUGCGAGUCGGUGCAGGAUCAUUUCCGCAGCCGUGACAUCUACUCCUGCAACGUCAUGGAGGGCUACUGGACCCUCUACGAGCACCCCAACUACCGCGGCCGGCAGUACUUCAUGAGGCCCGGAGAGUACCGCAAGUUCAGUGACUGGGGGGCCACCUGCGCCACCACCGGGUCCUUCCGCAGAAUCACAGAUUUUUAA